AUGUCAUCCCCUGGGAGGCUCGUAGAUUCAGAUGGAAUUGAGGUAGAUGCCGAUGUCAGCUCCUCCAGUGACUUCGACAGCAUUCAAAGUGAUCUGACUUCCUUAACCGAAUCUAUUUACUCUCAUGUAUACGAGAACGGCCGUACCUACCAUGCAUAUCGGUCUGGAACUUAUAAAGAUUAG
Penicillium macrosclerotiorum is the source of this 183-nucleotide messenger RNA. RefSeq names its product S-adenosyl-L-methionine-dependent methyltransferase. The record is from RefSeq and is a predicted model, not a curated record. Lineage: Eukaryota; Fungi; Ascomycota; Eurotiomycetes; Eurotiales; Aspergillaceae. Bases 1 to 183 code for a protein of 60 amino acids. The transcript is spliced from 3 exons.